Colius striatus (speckled mousebird) is the source of this 549-nucleotide messenger RNA. Its product is annotated as speriolin-like. Lineage: Eukaryota; Metazoa; Chordata; Aves; Coliiformes; Coliidae. The transcript is spliced from 3 exons. The coding region runs from base 1 to 534 and encodes 177 amino acids. The record is from RefSeq and is a predicted model, not a curated record.
AUGGGAGAGAACAUCGGGGCGCCUUGUGCCAGGGGCACGCGGGAGAGCUGGGGAGCAACCUUUGGAAGCCUGUGCACAGAGAGCUGGCAGCCGAGAUGGCAGCAGCUGCUGGGCGAGAUCGCCUUCCAGCUUGACCGCCGAAUCGUCCACAGCGUCUUCCCCAACGCGGAUCGCUACCGCGGCUUCAGUGCCGCCACCAUCCCUGAGGGAAUCGUGGAGAUGGUCGAGGAGACGGAGCGGGGAGCUAGCCGUGAUCUGAGCGUGGCCGCAAUCUGGAACUAUGAGUUUGUGAUGAGGCGACUGUGGGCACUGGGCUACGUCCCCGAGGUGCACUUGCCCGCAAUCGAGGCCUUCAUCAACACCUACGGCCGCCUGGAGCGGUCGUACUGGUUCCCGGCCGAGCCAAACGUGGCCUUCCUGCGCCACGUGGUCAGCCAGGAGGUGCCGCCGGAUCUGCGGCCCAACGCCAUGGUGCUGCUCGAGUGCCUGCUGCAGCUGGCACAGGAAGAUGGGCAGCCCCUCUUCUGCUACUGAGCGGCUGUGCCGAGC